AAAAAAUAAAGAAUUUUCUUUAAUCAAAAUUAUUACGAUCUUAAAAAAAUAAAAUAAUUAUUUAAAAGUGCGAAUAUGAUUUAAUUUAUUUAUUAUUUUUUCACCCUCCGAUAAUUUAAAUAAUUUAUGAUCGGAAGUUAACCAAAUCUGGUCAUUUUUAAUAUUUAAAUAUUGCUGAUAUAAGUAUAAAGUACAAGUAUUUUCAGUAACUCUACACUUUUGGUCACGCCGACGUCAUGUAUUUUUUUCCUUGGGUUCAAUUUAUUCAAAAAUUUUUAUUACUAGUUAUAAUAUUUAGCAAUAACUAUAUAAGCAAUGCAUUAGGGCAAACAGUUACCAUAGCACGUUAUAUUCAAACCACAGAUAAUUUAUCAACUUUAAGUCAAAUAUUGAGUUAUCCAGGAUUAGCUGAUUUAUUUACGUUACUUAAUUCAACGGUUGCUGUAACUUUAUUUGCACCAACAAAUGAAGCAUUUUUAUCAUCAGGAAUUGACCUCACGAAUGCGAAUGGUGCUUUUGUUUCAAAUUUAAUAAGAUAUCACGCAGUUCCCGAUCGAGAGAUACUAUCCAAGGAUUUAAUGCCAAGUUUAGUCGUAAAUACAUUAUUAAAUGAUUCGUCGUUAGUACAUCUACCAAAUGGGGGCCAAGUUCUCUAUUUAAUGAAAUCUAUACAAGGAGAUAUUACGAUUAAUAAUGGUAAUAGUAAUGGUAAUAGUAAUUUACCAGUAAAAAUUAUUCAAAUGGAUAUUGUAUGUACCAACGGUGUUAUACAUAUAAUUGACUCAGUUAUAUUACCUCCUUUGUCAUUGUUUGAUACAGCAAAUAAUUUGGGUUUAACUCAAUUUAUAAAUAUAUCCACGAAUGCAAAUUUGUUAUCAAAUUUUAAUACAACGAUAGGAAUGACUAUAUUCGUACCAACAAAUGAUGCGUUUAAUAGACCAAAUAUCCUAUCUAUAGGAUCAACUGAAAAGAUUUCUUUAUUAAAACUUCAUGCAAUAAUUGGUACGGUGAUUUAUGAGAUUAAAGAUGGUAUGGAUAUAGAAUCAAGUGAUACUGGGAAAAAAUUACAUUUUACGGUUAAAAAUGAUACUAUUUAUGUUAAUAAUGGAAAAGUGGAAAAAUCUGAUAUAUUAUUACAAAAUGGUGUAAUGUAUGUUAUUGAUGAUGUUUUAUUACCAUUAGAUGGAUCAGGUGGUAAUGUGGUUUCGAAUAAUUCAACUAACGGUUUUGAUAAUGGUUAUAACGUUCAAGGUACUAGUGAUAAGAAAUUAAUCGUUGGUACUGUUUUAGGUGGUAUUUGUGGUGGAAUUGUUAUUUCUUUAUUUUCCUGUAUGUUAUAUAAAUGGUAUAGAGCACAAAAAAAUAGUAAAUCUGUUACUACUUCUCCAACAAGUAUUAAUAUUAACAAUAAAAGAUAACAUAUUUAUUAUAUCAUAUA
Rhizophagus irregularis DAOM 181602=DAOM 197198 is the source of this 1438-nucleotide messenger RNA. RefSeq lists its product as uncharacterized. NCBI's taxonomy places the organism in Eukaryota, Fungi, Glomeromycota, Glomeromycetes, Glomerales, Glomeraceae. The record is from RefSeq and is a predicted model, not a curated record.